AUGCCUCUGCUGCCCCGCAUAUUAGGCUGCCUCUUCAUAUUAGAAGCGAUUGGCGGCGGUGCCGUCGAAAAUGUGGAUGAAACGAAGGAUUCCAAAGACGCAUGGAGGACAAUCACGCAGAUGGGGAAGGAUGAAUAUCUCUUAAUGUUCCGCUCAUCCAAAUAUGACGGACGCCUAGGAAGCGUUGCACAAUACGUUCAUAUGAGAUUAUGUGAAUACAAUAAUGCGACACAAACUGCAAUGAUCAGGUUUAUGCAUAGCGACUCGAGUUCGGCCUUCUUGUUAGGAUUGACACAACUCGCUACCGUGCCACAAUUUCCAGAAAAUGAAACAAACAUCAUCCGCUUCAAGAACUCUGACUCGUGCGACCCAGGUAAUGAUGUUUUGACUGCUGACUACGAGGUUCUCUACUCAAAUUACGAAACCUGUUUUGUAUUGAAGCUCCGGAGCACCAAAGAGAAACGUUGUGAGCUGUGGGUUAAGGAAGGAUUCGAAGUUCAGUUCGAAAAUGAACCCCAUAAGGAGCCUACUGAUGCCGACGAACGUGAAAUGGAAGAUAAAGAGGUUCAGAUACGAAUGACAGGUGGACUUGGACAUUGUGUUCAAACGUACAUCAAAAAUUGUGGACAUCUGCGGAACAAGAUUUACAAGAAAGAAAUGUGUAGCUUAUCAUCAAUAACGAAAGAGACAAACGCCACGAUGACAUUUUGA
Molecule: messenger RNA, 711 nt
Organism: Ixodes scapularis (black-legged tick)
Lineage: Eukaryota; Metazoa; Arthropoda; Arachnida; Ixodida; Ixodidae
Exons: 5
Coding region: 1-711 (236 amino acids)
Biological process (GO): symbiont-mediated perturbation of host defenses
Molecular function (GO): amine binding
Source: RefSeq, a predicted model, not a curated record